This is a messenger RNA of Cuscuta europaea, 1139 nucleotides long. The record is from the annotation of a GenBank genome assembly. NCBI's taxonomy places the organism in Eukaryota, Viridiplantae, Streptophyta, Magnoliopsida, Solanales, Convolvulaceae.
CUCCCGAAAGAAGAGGGCCAGAAAGGAGUUGGCCGUCGGGACCUACAAGAUUGAGGUCGAGUACCCUGUAAAGGGUGGUGUUUUCAAUGACGCCGUCGAUGGCCAUGACGUGCUUGCCCAAGCUGUCCCGGUCGAGGACUGGGCUUAUUUGAAGAAGCUUGGCCCCGUCAGGAUUUAUGACGGCGGGAUGGACCUUGUCGUCCAAGGGGCCCUUAUGCUGAUGGAGAGCCAUAAAAGGGAGGAACAAGAGAUUGCUCGACUGAAAGAGGCUGAGAAAAAAGCUGCUUCGGCCGAGGAGGCCAUGGCCUGCCUGGACCGGCUCCGGGACGAAGUGGGGGCCCUGAAGAAGAGGGUCGAUGAGGCCAAUGAGGCCUAUCUUCAGGUGGCAGCCGAUAGAGAUGACGCCCUGAGAGUUAAGGAUGAGGCACUAAAGGGUCGCGAUGAGGCCCUGCUCCGAGCCGAGGACGCCACGAAGGCUCAAGCUGAAGCCGAGAAGGCUGCUGAUGUCGCAGUCGAGAAAUUUCUGGCCGAAGGGUGAAAGGAAGAAGACCGUCGGCCCUGAUGCUAAGAGGUUGUGGCGGACCGGCAAGAAGAUUGGGGCCAGAACUGCCCUGCCGGCCAAGACUACUUCCAAAGGGAGAUGUCUGUCUAUUACGACAUGGGCCAGCAGCGAAUGCAGCGGCUGAUCUACCAGAGGCUGCAUCGUGCUUUUAAAAAGCUAAAGCUUACCCAGAAAUGGGCCAAGAAGAAUUUGAAGCUUCCCAGGGUGAUGAAGAACCCGAAGGCUGAAGCGAAGCUCCCCCCUUCUGAGAGGCAGGACCCGAUACUCAGCUCCUCCAUCGGUGAGCCGGAUUGGUCCGAUGACGAUGCCUUGGCCGAUACCGCUGUCUCCGCAGUAGCCGAGGCCAGUGCAGAUGUGGGGACGGAGGAGGCACCGAGGCUGCUGUUGAGCAAGCCGAUGGGGGGCUGGUUGCUGAUGAAGUCGCCCCAGAGAACUGAUCGACUGACUUUUCCUUUUGUGUAGUUCAGUAGUUUGGGCAGGUGCUAUAGUGCCUUUAUUUUGUAAUGGCCGUUGUGCCCCCUUUGUACUUCUCCUUUGAUGAAUGAAAAUAUAUUUCUCUUUCGGCUUUAAUGUUUAU